GUUGCCGCAGAGCGCGCUCCUGGCUGGUUGUUCUCAGCUUGGGCUCGUGUAGGCGGCUACACUCGGCGAUUCGCCAAGUGAAUUGUUCGCAGAGAUUGGUUCUCCGCGAGCGAGUCCUGACCUCGUAGACCAUUGGUGUCUGCGGGGGUGUCCUGAAUUUCGUUUGAAGUUUUGUUGAGUCAUUGUCGCUCACCUGUAACAUCCUCCCUUGAAAAUGGCAUCUGGAUUGCCAAGAAAGACACCGACAUCUCGUCUUUUGUCCAGGGAGAAGCUGAAAUCUAUUACUCUGCUUCCCUCGAAGUUCUUGAUGGAGAAGUUUGUCAGCAGGAAGGCCAGCACUGGGGGGAGUAUUCUGCCCAGAACUGGCCCACCUCCAGACAUGAGAGAGCCUCAUCAAAAGCUGCCAUCAACUCCCCUGAAACAGAACUUGUUUCAGAUUUCCCCACCAGAGGUGGUAUUUCAGAACUUCGUCGCCCAUGAGGUCUCUGAAAUGGUGCUGUCUAUCAUGAAUAAGGACAAGUUUCCUCAGGUGGUGAAGGUCUCCAUGGAGAGGUCACCUUAUUUCCAGCUCGUGUGCCCCAACAAUGCGUACCGUGUCACGACGCCGCGUGUGCCUGUCCACGUGCGCAUCCGCUUCACCCCUGACGAGAACACGGAUUAUGUCCAUGAGCUCAUCUGCAUCACUGCAAGGGAAAGGAUAGUUGUGCCAAUUCGGGCUAUUGGUGCCAAAGCUAUCCUGGACUUCCCUGACCAGCUGGACUUCUCCAAGUGUCCCGUCAAGUACAGCAGCCAGCAGACUCUGGUGGUUCGCAAUGUCAGUCACCGGGCAGCUCGUUACCAGCUGAGCACCCAGAGUCCUUUCUUCGUGGCUCCGGCCAAGGGAACUCUGGGCGCUGGUGACAGCAUGCGGGUGACAGUGGGAUUUCACCCGCUGACGAAUGGUGAUCAUUCCGGGUCCCUGUGCUGCAACAUCGGUGAAGAAAGUAUCCACACAAACCUCCAUGGAGAAGCUGUAGAUCUCAACAUUGGGUUGAGCACAAAUUCCGUGGAGGUGGAGAAGACUUUCAUCACCAUGUCAAACCACACAACCAUGUUCAUCAAAAACAGGAGUAACAUCACAGCCCACUUCCAGUGGAAGACUUUUCCUACUGAGGAAGACGAGAAUGAAGUGAAGAGGAGGCAGUGUCAUUUGCUGCACCUGCCAAGUGAGGUGUGGCUGGAAACCUUAAUGGAGGAGAAAGAAAUACGGAAGGUGAAGGGCUUUUGUGAAGAUCGCAUUGCUCUCCUGAGGAACAUGGUCCAAGAGGAGGUGGCAAAGGUGCAAGAAGACCCUAUGCUGUUCUCCAAUGACAUUUUUUUCAUUGAGCCAGUGGAGGGAGAAAUUGAGCCAAAUGGUUGGGCUGAAAUCAAGGUGACCUUCAAGCCCCUAGAGGCACUGAAGUACCAAAGUAUGGCUUACUGCAGCAUCUCAGGCCUUGAGAGCAGGCUGCCCCUGUGCCUCAGAGGAGAAGGCCAAGGACCCUUGGUUAAACUCAGCUGUCAUACACUGAACCUUGGGAACAUUUUUGUCAACACCCGCCAUGUAUCUGAGGUGAAGCUGAUUAACCAAGGAGCUAUUGAUGCUCCCUUCACCUGUAUCCCAUCAACUGCAAACACGGGCUUCUGCUUCAAGUUUGCACCUGAGAAGGGCAUCAUUGCACCAGGUGGGAUCCAGACUAUUCGGAUCUCUUUCAAUGCCACCGUGCUGGGGACGUUUGAGGAAGAAUUCCAGUUCAGUGUGGCUGGAUCUCCUACGCCUGCGGUCCUGACCAUCAAGGGGUGUGUCGCUGGACCGACUUUACACUUCAAUGUCGAUGAGCUCAGCUUCGGGGACAUCUCCUUUGGCUUUCCCUACACCAAGAGCUGUCGCCUGACUAACACCUGCCCGGUGCCCGUGACGUUCAAGCUGCGCAUGUCAGACGAUGGCACGCAGCCUGCUGUGAAUAGCUGUGAUCAAAUACACAGCGACAGUGACCCAUCCUGGACGGAGGGAAUUAAUUUUUAUGUGGAGCCAAGGGAGUUUACAAUGAAUCCCAGCCAAGGGAUCAUCCUC
Vidua chalybeata is the source of this 2092-nucleotide messenger RNA. Its product is annotated as hydrocephalus-inducing protein homolog. Gene Ontology annotation, biological process: axonemal central apparatus assembly; cilium movement. The transcript is spliced from 14 exons. Lineage: Eukaryota; Metazoa; Chordata; Aves; Passeriformes; Viduidae. Gene Ontology annotation, cellular component: axoneme. The annotation marks the transcript as partial. The record is from RefSeq and is a predicted model, not a curated record.